AUGACUGAGGUCGACGACGACGUCGAAGAAGUGGACGACGAGCUCGACGCAGUGCCUGUGAUGAUGGUUAAUGUAGAUAACGAGGACGAUGAUGAUGAUGACAAUGAUGUGGAUGUCCCACUUCCCCCUGUCGAAGAAACAGUGGCGUCGCCAGAGUUUGUUAUUGCGAUUGUCGUGCUUGAAAUGACAAUGAUUGACAAGCUGGUGGUGCGGGUUGAGGAACUUGACAGUGACGUAGAAGUAUACGGCUGGCUGGAGGCCGCAGCGGAGCUGGUGGUGGGUGUCAACCUCGGCGUCAAGGUGGAUGUCGUUGAGACGAUCACGGUCGUCCCGCUGAUGACGGUGACGGUGGUUCCUACAGAUGUAGAUGUGCUUCCGCUGUUGAGUAUCGGCCCUUGGGAUCGAGAGGAGGUUCCGCUCGUACUGCUUGGUGUGAGGAGGGAAGAUCUGGAAGUCAUAGUUGUGGAGCUGAGUGCUGUUGUGGUCGACGUGGUUGUCGAUCUAAAUACUCCAGUCGACGCCAUGAACGAUGUGCUGGUGGUUCUGCUCAUUGUGCUGUUGGUCCGACAAGAGGCAGGGAUCGUGAAACAACACGGCAGGCCGCUCGAUGACGAGGUACUGGGUUGGAAUACGCCGCUAUAG
This is a messenger RNA of Fonsecaea pedrosoi CBS 271.37, 642 nucleotides long. RefSeq lists its product as uncharacterized. The coding region runs from base 1 to 642 and encodes 213 amino acids. The record is from RefSeq and is a predicted model, not a curated record. The transcript has a single exon. Lineage: Eukaryota; Fungi; Ascomycota; Eurotiomycetes; Chaetothyriales; Herpotrichiellaceae.